AUGUUCCUCGCGCUUGCACAGAAGUCCGGCAAGGAACUGACACAUCUUUCCAUCGUCAGCAGAAAUCUGUUAGCAGUCUCCAACGACGCUAUAGGCUCACUCAAGUCCCCCUCUCGCUUAGAGCAUCUCGAAAUGGACGACCGUCUCUUCUUCGGCGACAAGACACCGCUUGUCGGAAUCGGCGAUAUACUCCCUCCCAGCAUCAAGACCGUGCGCCUGUUGAUAUGGAGCUUCGGUACGAACGUGGAAACGCUGCAGAGCCUCUUCGCACCGGAUGAUUUGCUGCAUCAGAAGCUGCCUCUACUGGAGGGUGUAAGGGUUGUGCGAGGGGUGAACAUGGGAGACAGCAGCCAUUCUUUGCCUGUGCCGGACGAGAUUGCGCGGAAGGCUUUAGGCGAGAUGGUGCGGGCUGCUGGGUUUAGGUACGAAGAGGAAGACGCGGUCGGAGCGCCGUCGCCAGUAUGGUUGGAGGGGUUGGAAUCACAAUAUGGGCCGUGGUAG
Saxophila tyrrhenica is the source of this 501-nucleotide messenger RNA. RefSeq lists its product as uncharacterized. Bases 1 to 501 code for a protein of 166 amino acids. The transcript has a single exon. The record is from RefSeq and is a predicted model, not a curated record. NCBI's taxonomy places the organism in Eukaryota, Fungi, Ascomycota, Dothideomycetes, Mycosphaerellales, Extremaceae.